CCUAUAAUGAUUACAACACCAGAAAAGUGGGACGGUAUCACAAGAAGCUGGGCUACGCGUGAAUAUGUUCGCCAGGUACAUCUUAUCAUUAUCGACGAGAUCCAUCUUUUGGGGGUGGACCGAGGAGCUGUUCUGGAAGCUAUCAUAACAAGGCUCAAACUCCUCACAAGACGAUCAUGCGUACGAGAGUCACCCGCCCGGUUGUUGGGUCUUUCCACUGCCUUGGCUAACGCUGGAGAUGUUGCCGAGUGGCUUGGAAUUCAUGAUGAUGGUCUUUUCAACUUCCGACCAUCGGUUCGGCCUGUUCCAGUUGAUGUACAUAUCCAAGGAUUUCCUGGACAGCAUUACUGCCCACGAAUGGCGUUAAUGAAUAAACCAGCCUUCAAAGCCAUCAUCUCAUACUCGCCACUGAAACCAGUCCUUGUAUUCGUUGCCUCCCGAAGACAAACGCGACUUACUGCUAUGGCGUUUAUAAGCCAUUUGGUGGCAGAAAGCGAUCCAAGGCAAUGGCUUCACAUCGAUAUGGCUGAGCUGGAGGUUUUGCUGCAGUCGGUAAAAGAUGAAAAUCUGAAGCUAACACUUCCAUUUGGUAUCGGUAUGCAUCAUGCUGGUUUAAGUCCACAUGAAAGAGCGAUAGUUGAGCAGGUGGUUGUUUGUCGAAAAGAAGAUCCAAGUUCUAAUCGCAACAGCUACCCUUGCUUGGGGAAUCAACAUGCCAGCUCACUUAGUAAUUAUUAA
This is a messenger RNA of Strongylus vulgaris, 738 nucleotides long. The record is from the annotation of a GenBank genome assembly. NCBI's taxonomy places the organism in Eukaryota, Metazoa, Nematoda, Chromadorea, Rhabditida, Strongylidae.